Glycine soja is the source of this 580-nucleotide messenger RNA. RefSeq names its product signaling peptide TAXIMIN 2-like. NCBI's taxonomy places the organism in Eukaryota, Viridiplantae, Streptophyta, Magnoliopsida, Fabales, Fabaceae. The record is from RefSeq and is a predicted model, not a curated record. Bases 178 to 405 code for a protein of 75 amino acids. The transcript is spliced from 2 exons.
UCAAUAGAAAAGUCAUCUUCAACUUCUGGGAAUUCAUUCUUGAGGAGCUAUAGAAAACUUAAUCACAUAGUUAUUGUCUAGUACAUAUAAAUCCUAGAGCUCUGCUUUACUGAAUGAAGCUGCAAAUUUCAUACAAGACAUAACUCAUUAGAGAGUAGAAUCAGCAAUUAAAUCACUAUGGGAGAAAGUAAGUGUAGGCCACUUGGAUUCUUGAUAGGGCUACCCUUUGCUGUUCUUUCCUUGGUGUUAUCUGUGGUAGGUGCUGUUAUUUGGAUCAUUGGGUCUAUGUUGAGCUGCUUGUGCCCUUGUUGCAUCUGUUUCUCAGGGCUUGCCAAUUGCGCCGUUGGCCUUGUGAAACUUCCAGUGAAAGUCAUUCGGUGGUUUACUCAUCAGAUACCUUGCUGAUCAACUGCUAAUGGAUUUCCAAGUUUUAAAAUUGAUGUAUCAUGUAAACACUUUUUUGUAUUAUUAUCAAUGAAGUUUGAAAUUUCCAACUUUGCAAAAAUAAAAUAAAAUUGUGUACAAUGGUUGUAUUAAUUUUUAUUUUUUUUUGAAAGGGUUGUAUGAAGAUUUGAACAUA